Neoarthrinium moseri is the source of this 1677-nucleotide messenger RNA. RefSeq lists its product as uncharacterized. The record is from RefSeq and is a predicted model, not a curated record. Gene Ontology annotation, biological process: intracellular glucose homeostasis; glycolytic process; glucose 6-phosphate metabolic process. The transcript has 2 exons. Gene Ontology annotation, molecular function: mannokinase activity; fructokinase activity; D-glucose binding. Gene Ontology annotation, cellular component: mitochondrion; cytosol. The coding region runs from base 1 to 1677 and encodes 558 amino acids. NCBI's taxonomy places the organism in Eukaryota, Fungi, Ascomycota, Sordariomycetes, Amphisphaeriales, Apiosporaceae.
AUGUCGCAAGCCAGUACUGAAACUCCUGGCUUGCUUGCCCAAGCUCGAAUCAUCGCUGGCGACUUCGAAUUCAGCCCAGAAGAUGUUGUCAAGGUUGCAGAGCACUUCGUUCAAGUGAUGAAGGUGUCCUUGACGAACGAUGGACCCAGCCAAUUACCGUCAUUUGUAACGAAACUGCCGCGAGGCGACGAGAAAGGCGUGUAUUUUGCAGUAGAUCUCGGGGGGACAAACUGCAGGGUUUGCUCCGUAACCCUGCAUGGCGAUUCGACCUGCACCCUGUUGCAGUCUAAACACGCAGUGCCCUCUUCGCUGAGGAUCAAUGCGAAUUACGAACCUCUAUUCGAUUUCAUUGCCGAGAGGAUUCAAGAAUUUCGGGGGGCGCAUCCGGAGACGAGACAACAAGAUCCAAAUGAAUUGGAACAUGUGCUGCCAGCAGUCAACGAGAAGAGGAGGCAGCACUUUCAAAAGCUGGGCUUUACUUUCAGUUUCACUUGCGAACAGCACUCGUUAACGCGUGGCACUCUCCUCCACUGGGACAAAGGAUGGAACAUUCCUUCGGCGCUGGGGAAGGACCCGUGUGCCAUGCUACAAGAAGCAAUCGACCGCAUAGAUAUGCCCAUUGUCGUAUCAGCUUUGGCCAAUGACAGCGUAGGCACGCUGAUGACGAGGUCGUACUCCUCGCAGGAGAAAUCGCGGCCGCUCCUGGGAGCAAUUUUCGGAACUGGCACCAACGCUGCCUAUAUCGAAAGGCUGUCAAAUUGUACCAAACUGCACAACCAAGCUGAAUUUCAGGACUUCGGGUCGGACGACAGGAUGCUCAUUAACACUGAGUGGGGAUGCUUUGAUAAUAGUCUGGAGGUUCUCCCUAGUACCAAGUACGAUCAUCUCCUUGACAAGAUGUCGGACCAACCUGGAGACCAAAUGCUUGAGAAACGGGUUUCCGGACUGUAUCUUGGGGAGUUAUUAAGGCUGGCUGUAUUAGACUUGGUCCAGGGAGGGUUGUUCGAUAUGACUGUUGACUCAUCUUCUCCCUUAUUUCAGCCAGGAACGUUGGACAGUUCCGUGCUGACGGCCUUGGCUGAAGAUGAUUCCGAACACUUCAACAGGUCACAAUCUUUCCUGGGCAAACUUUUGGCAGCUGGAGGUGUAUCAGAAGCCGAUGCACACGCCAUUCGCUUAGUAUCGGUUGCAAUUGCGCAUCGAGCCGCGCGACUGGCUGGCGCAUCUAUCGCUGCUAUCAUCAUCCAGACCCAGGUGCUACAGCCACGAAGCCCGGUGUCAACACCCAUGAAAGCAAGUAUUGGGGAAGAAAUUCAUCCAUACUCCAGCACAUCCAAAUCUGCAACGCAAGACUUCUUACAGCUCUUCCGGCGUUUUAUAUGCAAGCCUCUCAAGCUCCUCAGCUUACGCGGACUACUGGGGAAAUCGAGGACACCGCCAAGUCUGUCAUCAGAUCAUCGGGUGGUACAGAACGGUAAUUUAGGAGAAGAUGUGAUAGACAUUGGAGUAGAUGGUUCACUCAUCGAGUUUUAUCCUACUUUCCAACAGGAUAUUCGCGAAGCGCUGCGCGAGGUUCCAGAUAUUGGCGUCGAAGGUGAACAGAAGGUUCGAAUCGGGCUCGUGGAGCAUGCAUCAGCGGUUGGAGCAGCAUUAAUGGCACAAGCGGCGCAAGUAUAG